UCGAUGCCAUCCGCGGGCGGAUUAGGCGGGUCUGGAAACAUGGCCUCCUCGGAGCAGGCUGAGCAACCUGGGCAGAUCAGCUCUUCUGGAACUGAGAAUGGAGCACCCCGCGACGCCCUGAUUGCCACAGCAGUGAAGUUUUUACAAAACUCUCGAGUUCGCCAAAGCCCACUUGCAAAUAGAAGAACAUUUCUGAAGAAGAAAGGACUGACGGAUGAAGAAAUAGAUCUGGCGUUCCAGCAGUCGGGCACUGCGAAAGAAGAUCCACAGCCCCAUAACCUGUCCCCACAGUUGGUGCCAACUCAGUCCACACAGCUCGCAUCAUAUAGUCCCCCGAGCUCCAGAUGGAGAGAUUAUGGCGCCCUAGCAAUUAUUAUGACUGGCAUUGCAAUCGGUUUCCACCAGCUCUACAAGAAAUAUCUGCUUCCCCUGAUCAUGGGAGGUAAGGAAGACAGGAAACAGUUGCAGAGAAUUGAGUCAAACAUCUCCGAAAUGAGUGGCAGCGUGACGCAGACAGUGACUCAGCUUCAGACCACUUUAGCCUCUGUCCAGGAACUGUUAAUUCAACAACAGCAGAAAAUUCAGGAGUUAACCCAGGAACUGGCUACCUCCAAGGCCACAACGUCGACCAACUGGAUUUUGGAGUCUCAGAGUAUCAGUGAGCUGAAGUCAGAGAUCUAUUCGUUAAAAGGGCUCCUUCUGAGCAGGAGGCAGUUCCCUCCCUCGCCAUCAGCCCCCAAAAUCCUGUCCUGGCAGAUCCCGGUCAAGCCCUCUUCCCCCUCCAAUCCGGUGACCAACAACCACAAUACCAGCAGCGACAUCUCUCCAGUCAGCAACGAAUCCAACUCCCCGUCGCCCGUCAAGGAAAGCCACAGCCCCGAGGGGCCCAAGGCCGGCAGCCACCUCCUGGGCCCCGAGGAAGAGGGGGAGGCGGUGAUUGACCUGAAGGGGCAGGUGCGGAUGGAGGUGCAGGGGGGAGAGGAGAAGCGGGAGGGGCAGGCCGAUGUGGAGGAGGAGGAGGAGGAGGAGGAGGAGGAAGACGACAACCACGCGGACGAAGAGGACGUCCAGACGGAGGAUCGGCGAGGAGGCGACGGGCAGAUAAACGAACAGGUGGAGAAGCUGCGGAGGCCCGAGGGGGCGAGCAACGAGAAUGAAAUUGACUAGCACGGGCGGCUCCCGGCUCCUGGCCCACCUUGAUCCGCGCCGAGGCUCAGAUCGUCCCCUUGCCUCACUUCUGUGGUCCACCCCGAGUAGCGUUGCGAUCGCACCCGCCAAGCAGGUGACGGGCCCACCCCUCCCUCCCCCCACCGCGGCCCCUCUUUUCACACCCCCCACCGCCCAGCCGGACUCAGCCCCCGUAGGGCUUGCCCCCCGGCCCAGUAAAGCCUCCUCUCACUAAUGGUCUGCAGCCAGACAUCAAUCUGCGGACCCACCGGGUCCUCUCGUCCGUCCCCCCCCCACCAGCAGUAAAUUCGCAUUCCCCAAAUGGACGCCUGCCCCUCCAGCUGUCUAGGAAGUGCAGGCAUUUCUCUUGGGGUUGGGGAACUCCCAUCUCCACCCUGUCCUUCCUCUCUGAAGGCCUCUGGCCUUCACCCUCAGCCCUCUUUAUUUAUUACGAUUCAGUCCGGGGAGCAAAAGGAUGCCCGCUUCCCCCGUUUGCUUCCUUCUGGAAAAGGCGAUGAGCUGCUGGUGCCUGAGGGCCAGUUUGGGGAUACCGGCCUCACGGCAGCAGCAUCCUCCCCGCCGCCGGCUGUUUGCCCUCUUCCCUGUGCCCCUUCCUCCCCGUUCCUGCUCCUCCGCAAUCAGAAGGCCUGCCCCUUCCUUGACCAGGCAAGGCCUGAAACCCUCCGGAGGGCAGCCUUGCUGACCUGGGGGGCCCCCCGCUUGACCCCGCUUCCACCCUGCGGGAGCGCUGUGCCCGCUGGGGCUUCAGAUCCUCCGUGGCCCAUCCACAAAGCGGAGCCAGUUCAGGCCCGCCGUCUUGCCAGCCAAAGCCCCGUUAAUGGGGGCCUGGCUGUGGGGCCACCUGGAGGCGUGUGCUCCCCCCUCCUCCCUGCCCCCCCCCAUGUUUGCCUUAUUGGGUGGAGAGAAGAAACCGGGUUUUAGAAACCUCGUUUUGCGGCGCUGUGUCCUCGGGUGUUUCCCUUCGCUUCAUUAAAAGACCCUCCAAAGCAGCAACAUCUCGAGCCUCUUAUUGCUCCCGUCCUCACCGAGAGGAAACUACGAAAUGUGCUCAUCUGUGUGAUCAUGUAUAGAAGUCAAGUAUAAAAUACGACUGUACAUAAUUGUAAUAAAUACGAGUUACCACUGUUUCACGCUGGGCGGUGGCUCGUCCA
Molecule: messenger RNA, 2339 nt
Organism: Candoia aspera
Lineage: Eukaryota; Metazoa; Chordata; Lepidosauria; Squamata; Candoiidae
Gene: PEX14
Product: peroxisomal biogenesis factor 14
Exons: 9
Coding region: 4-1167 (387 amino acids)
Biological process (GO): protein import into peroxisome matrix, docking
Cellular component (GO): peroxisomal importomer complex; peroxisomal membrane
Molecular function (GO): signaling receptor binding
Source: RefSeq, a predicted model, not a curated record